AUGGUUGAGAACUUCAUUGAGACAGUGGGUAUGGCUUUUCAACCACAAUUUGGAUAUUUUAGAAGAGUGGUUUCAAAGGUUCAUGGAAUGAUAACUAUAAUUGAUGAUAUAUAUGAUGUUCACGGUAGUUUGGAAGAACUAAUACUUUUCACAGAAGUGGUCAACAGAUGGGAUAUAAAUGCCAUGGAUGAACUUCCAGACUGCAUGAAAAUUAGUUUCCUUGCACUUAAUAACUUUGUCAAUGAAGUGGCUUUUGAUUUCCCCAAAGAAAAUGGACGCAACAUCAUUCCACACAUUAAGAAAGUGUGGGCUGAUCUCUGUAAAUCAUAUCUGGUUGAGGCAAGAUGGUGCAAGCUUCCUUGA
Molecule: messenger RNA, 363 nt
Organism: Neltuma alba
Lineage: Eukaryota; Viridiplantae; Streptophyta; Magnoliopsida; Fabales; Fabaceae
Product: terpene synthase 10-like
Exons: 3
Coding region: 1-363 (120 amino acids)
Biological process (GO): terpenoid biosynthetic process
Molecular function (GO): magnesium ion binding; terpene synthase activity
Source: RefSeq, a predicted model, not a curated record